Mya arenaria is the source of this 2012-nucleotide messenger RNA. RefSeq lists its product as uncharacterized. The transcript has 4 exons. The record is from RefSeq and is a predicted model, not a curated record. NCBI's taxonomy places the organism in Eukaryota, Metazoa, Mollusca, Bivalvia, Myida, Myidae. The coding region runs from base 1 to 1221 and encodes 406 amino acids. Gene Ontology annotation, molecular function: protein binding.
AUGGAAUUGGUUGAGGACAAUUCAAAGCAAGUGUCCAUAAAUGCUGUGUUAAGGCAACAGGUAGACGAACAAAAAAAGAUAUUUGCCUUUUCCAAGCGGUACCAUACCUGUGUCAUGUAUGCCAGCCCCUUUGUCCAGGCAAUGAUGAGAAAUAACUUCAAAGAAAAGGCCAAAGGUUUUCUAGAGCUGAAACUUGGCUCAUCAGAGUAUAUCGACAUGGCGAUCAUGUCCUUGUACGGGAAGUAUCCCAAGUUAACCAUGGACAACGUAUCAUCCUUGAUUAACCUAGCUGAAUUUCUGUUGAUGCAGGACUUGAAAGCUUUCUGUGUGAAAUUUAUCAACAAAAAGAUCAAUGUAAAUGAGGAAAACGUAGAAAAAUUGCUCCAUCUUACCAGCCUCUAUGACUUCGAAAUGCCUAAAUUGUCUGAUUAUAUCAGGCAAAAUCUUCUAGAAUUGUUGGGUGGCAAUCAGCUACUUACAAUCACCGCUGACACGCUUGAAAACUUGUUACCGGAUGAAACGUUGUCCUAUGUAAAUGCAGACGUGAGGUUUGAAUUCCUUAUGAGGUGGGUAGAGCACUCUCCUGAACAGAGAAGAUCGAACCUAGACAAACUAGUUGCGUGUGUAGAUCUGACUGAAGUAGCAGCGGUUAUAAUUGAAAAAGCAAAAGUGGACAAAAACUUUCAAAACUUACAAACUGUAUUUGAAAUUGAACAUGACACAGUGGUGAAACUGCAAAACGUAUUGAUUACUCACAAAGACCGUAUUUACACAGAGUUCUGGGUGUUUGACUUAUGCCAGGAAAGAUGGUUCACAUUGGAACUAAGCACUCCCGAUCCGUUCGAAAAAUCCUUUACUUUCAACUCCAGUGAACCUACUCUUUGUCUUGUGGAAAGAGCUAACAAUCAAUGUAAAAUUCGUCUUCAAGAUUUCGGAGGCGACCAGUUUUCUUGCACUUUUCUACGUCUGGUUACUUCUCAUGAUUUAAAUAUACGGUCGCUUGAUAAUAUGUACAUAUCAGACAAAACAUGCUAUGUAGUCUUACUUAAUAAAAGGACAAACUGUGAGAGAGAAUACACCUGUCGAAAACCGACACUCUUUUUCGGGGCAAUCAGCGAAUGUGGUGACGAAACAACUUUGACACCGACUCUUUCAGUGAAUGUUGAUUUCGAUGUACAGCUGGUGGUAAAUGAGGCAAAAUGUAUAGCAUUUUUUCAAUAAAACAUUCCUUCUUCUGCAUAUACGACAAACGUUCCUGCAAAAUUGAAAACAUCGAUAUCGAGCUUAAAUACCAAGAUAAGGUCAGUCCAUUUAAAGACGGAUUUGUCAUCUACAGCCGGAAGAAAAUCCGUUUGAUCCAAUCAGGGACGGACCCUUGCUUUGAAAGAAAUUAUUCAGUUGAUGAAACAUGCAUGAACGCUGGAGAGGAUGUUUGUACUUUUAGAGUUGUUGGGAACAGAUGGUUUCGUUUUCAAAGGACAUAUGGUAAAAACACUAAUUCCUGUUUGGAAUAUACGCUGGAAGACCUGGGUAGGGUUAAUGUGAACGAUGUAAAAUGGAAGCAGAUUCCACUUCCCGACGACAAUGUGGAUUAUUCUAUCAUCAAAAAUAUUCAAGAAGUAGAGAUUCCACGCUCCAGGCUUAAAUGCAAUGUGAUGUGUCCGCACUGUAAACGAAUCCAAGACGAACAACGGAGGGAUGGUAUAAACACUCAACACAUUCUUACAUACCAUCAGAAAGAAGAAAGCAACGACUGUAGCGUCUAUUUUGAUGACUACCUUGAUUAAUCCCAAGACAUGAGUGAUGACGUUUUUUUUACAGUAAUUAUUAAUCAAGAUACAUAUUUUAUAGUGCAUGAUCCUUAGCCCAAUAUACAGAUGGAACAUCAUAUUAAAUGCAAUGUAUCUAUAAAAUAAAGACGUUGAAAAUCGAUCUAUCAAAUUUAAAAAACCCAAACAAAAAAAUGAUAAAGGCGUAACAUGGUACGUGUGUGUAAGAUGAUUUAACACUUG